ACCAGAUCACAGGUACACUGCGGUCCGCUCUAAGCAAGAUGAGGCCGUAUCUACCCUGCUACCUGCACUCUGUGUCUCCUUGUGGUUUUCAGCAGGAUGUCUAUUUGAUGUAAGUUUGUUGUUCUUACAAUCUUUACUUGUUGCCACUGACAAUUUGCAGCCGUAAACCUACUCUAUGUGUAUAGUUAUCUGAAAUCAAGUUCCAAACCACAACGACCUGCUAAUGAACUCUGUUUCAACAGUCUGAGUUAACAAUCUCAGUCCAGGGGGAGGGACAAGUUAGUGAUGAUGUCAUGGGAGAAUUUUCAGUACAUUCGCAAUCAGACAUCUAUGGUGAGGCACAAGGACUACUGUAGGGUCCUCUGGAAAGAAGACCAAAAGAGGAGGAACCUCCUUUUGAUAGAUUCCCUCCUAUGAGAACAACAUUCACCAGAGAGUGAUUGGCUGAGGUUUCCAAUCAGUGCAGUGGAUGUUUCUGUGAAUGAUAGGGAAUGAGGCUGCCAUGCAAUUGAUUUGUUUUAUCCUGUCAUCUAAUUAAAUGACUUGGUCAAAAGAGUAUAUGUUAUCUUUAGCGGCACUUAUGCAAUGGAGACAAGAUAGUCUACAUCAAACGCACCUGAAAAAGUGACUGCGAGAACACAAAUGGUAAACAAAUAGAAAAUGACAUUUUCACAAAGGUCUUGACCAGAGUGAAUUGGAGAAAUACAAACCACAAUUUCUUGCAAGACCAUUCAGGAGUCAGAGUACAAUACAAGACCAAAGGUUGUCUGAGUGAGGCGUAAACAAAAAUGACGCGUCCAGUUCGACCAAUCACCAAUGACCCCAUUGUUGAAGUGUUGUACACAUGGUUAGACUUUUUCCACUCAAGGUGACACCUUCAAAGAUGAUCACACCGUGUGUGAUAUUUCUCCUCCUUAAACAAAUAGAUCAUGUUCCAGCUGUAGCACAAUCCCCAGCCAUUCGUCUCAUAUCACCCAAUGUUGGAGACACAGUGACUUUGCACUGUUUCUAUGAAGGUGACAUGGCAGUAACAUUCUCCUGGUACAAGCAACCCUUUGGAAAUAUUCCUCGCGUCAUGUCAACAUUUUUUUUUAAGUAUGAUAGUGGCGCUACAUUCUACCAUGAAUUUAAAGGUAACCCUCGCUUCUCAGUGGAAAGUGACGAAGGAAAAAAUCACCUAAGAAUCUCAGACAUGGAACUCUCUGAUUCCGCUUUAUACUACUGUGGGAGCGCUUAUGGAAACAAGGUGGAGUUUGGAGAAGGAACCAUUCUCAUUGUGAAAGGUUCAGAGUCCAACAGUAAGACAGUUGUGCAUCAGUCUGUCUCUAAAUCAGUCCAGCCAGGAGACUCUGUGUCUCUAAACUGUACGAUACACACUGAGACCUGUGCAGGAGAACACAGUGUCUAUUGGUUCAGACAUGGCUCAGGAGAAUCCCGUCCAGGAAUAAUUUACUCCAUUGGAGACCGAAGUGAUCAGUGUGAGAAGAGCUCUGAGGCUGAGUCUUCCACACAGAGCUGUGUCUUCAACCUCCCCAAAAGGAACCUCAGCCUCUCUGAUGCUGAAACUUACUACUGUGCUGUGGCCUCAUGUGGGGAGAUAGUGUUUGGGAACGGGACCAAGCUGGACAUUGACCAUGGUUGUAAGGAGGACCAUCUUCUGUUCAUGUAUUGCCUUGGCGCAGCGUUGGGUCUGUGUGUCCUCCUCAUCAUUGUCCUUACUUGUGUUUUGUACAAGAUGAGCAAGUGCAUAGGAACCCACCUUCAGCCAAGUACUCCUGCAGUCCCCAGUCAUUAUAACCAGGAUCAAGGUGUUGACACACUCCAUUACGCCGCUCUGAACGUCGUCCACAAGAAACCAAAGUCCGGGAGACAGAGGAGCGCCACGGAGACAGACACUGUACUCUGGUGUGACUCCGGGAGACAGAGGAGCGCCAUGGAGACAGACACUGUGUACUCUGGGGUGACUCCGGGAGACAGAGGAGCGCCAUGGAGACAGACACUGUGUACUCUGGGGUGACUCCGGGAGACAGAGGAGCGCCAUGGAGACAGACACUGUGUAGUCUGGGGUGACUCCGGGAGACAGAGGAGCGCCAUGGAGACAGACGCCGUAUACUCUGGGGUGACUCCGGGAGACAGAGGAGCGCCAUGGAGACAGACACUGUGUACUCUGGGGUGACUCCAAAACACGUGAACUUUUCCUCUUUAAUAACUUGAAUUGAUUUUGUGUGUUCUACACUGUAUGUAUAAUUAUGGGUUUUUUAGUGUGUUACAAUGACUUGUAAUCUGCCAAGCUCAUUUUCACAUUGAUACUGUUGUUAAAUUUUGAUUGAAUAAAACAUUAAACUGCUUUCAUAGAGA
Oncorhynchus nerka (sockeye salmon) is the source of this 2358-nucleotide messenger RNA. RefSeq names its product immunoglobulin kappa light chain-like. The record is from RefSeq and is a predicted model, not a curated record. The coding region runs from base 845 to 2017 and encodes 390 amino acids. The transcript has 6 exons. Gene Ontology annotation, biological process: response to bacterium. Lineage: Eukaryota; Metazoa; Chordata; Actinopteri; Salmoniformes; Salmonidae.